Molecule: messenger RNA, 1302 nt
Organism: Symbiodinium natans
Lineage: Eukaryota; Dinophyceae; Suessiales; Symbiodiniaceae
Source: the annotation of a GenBank genome assembly
AUGCCGGAAAGACGCCCAGGCAGGCAGAACACGUCGACAACGCAACGUCGCCAGAUCGUGUACAACCGCUCCAUCACUUCUUGCCGGAGACACGCGGGAUGGGAAGAUGCACUGGCGAUUCUCAAUGGAAUGCCAUCUGCAUCGCUGCAAGCGGAUCUCGUUGGCUACAGUUCGACAAUGAGCGUCUGCGAUGCAGCCUCGCAGUGGCAGCGCGCCACAUCACUGCUUGAGGCGACGACUUCAACGAUCGGGUGCCCAGAUGUGAUCAUGUACGGUGCGGGCAUGAACGCCUGUCGAAAGGGCCAGCAAUGGCAACAAGCCAUUCGCCUGCUCAAGGAGUUGCGUGACAGCUUGCGGGUGGAUGUGGUCACCUGGAACACCGCCAUGUGUGGUCCAUCGUCAGGUGGGUGGCAGAAUGCGACGCAUCUGCUUGGAGCGGGCGUCUUGUGGUCACUGCAGCCCAGCAUGGUUAGCUAUAAUGUGGCCAUGCGCGGAGGUGUAGGCUGGAAGGUUGCCAACCAAUUGCUGCUGGCUGCCGUCAACAACAAGCUGCGAGCCACAGUCACGACCUGUGGAACCAUCCUUGCCAGCGAUCAGAUACCGUGGGUUAUGGAGCUUGUUCUUUUGUCCGACAUGCAGUGCCUGCACCUUCAGCUGAACAUCAUUUCUUGCAGCUCGGCGCUCAGUGCCUGUGAGAAAGCUGCAGAGUGGGCAACCAGCUUGUGGCUCCUGGCAUCUGCGAAAGCGCACAGCUUGCAGCCGAACGAGUUUGCAUUGAGUGCUGCCACCAGCGGAUGCGAGCAGACUGCGGAGUGGCAAAUGGCAUCGCAUUUGCUGUGCGUCGACAUGGGGCCGCGACAGAGCAUCCUCAGCUGGAAUUCCUGUGCAAGCGCUGCCGCUGCAGGUCUUGCUUGGUGCCACGUGGGGACAUUGUUGCGAGCACUGCCAGCCCGGAGUUUGGAGGCUGAUCUCCUGACCAUGAGUGCAGCGGUUAGUGCGAUGGUGGGCAAGAGGCGCUGGGCAUUAGCGCUGCUCUGCCUGUGCAAGCAUGCUGAACUUGACACGGAGUCAGACGUCAUCAUCUACAGCACCGGCAUGACAGCCUGCCAGGAGUGUCAGGAAUGGCACUGGGCUCUGCAGCUCCUGAAGACGGCCUCGCUGAACGAUUUGCUUGCCAACGAUGUUGCCUUCAACGCUGUCGUAGCAGCAUGUGAGCAAGCCGAGCAGAGCAGAGGCCAGCGCAUGGAAAAGGUGGUACUGCAUGCCAUCGGCUGCAGCGUCGUGAAGAGGCGUGAAGAAUGA